CCCUCAACAUAAUCCCCACAAGCUCACAGUUAGUACUCCAAGCGAAGAGAGAGUAAGAGAAGCGAGAGGUAGAGAGAUGGAAGUUAUGAAAGUGCUGCACAUGAACGGAGGAAUGGGAGACGCAAGUUAUGCAAACAACUCCCUAGUUCAGCGAAAGGUCAUAACUAUGACCAAGCCCAUCACAGAGAAUGCCAUAACCCAACUCUACUACAGCGCGUUGCCAAAGAGCCUAGUCAUCGCAGACUUGGGUUGUUCUUCCGGACCAAACACUUUGUUUGUAGUUUCUGAACUUAUCAAGGUAGUGGAUCAGCUUCGCCGAAAAUCAGGGCAUGAUCAAUCACCUGAAUAUCAAGUUUUCUUGAACGACCUUCCCGGAAACGAUUUCAAUACCAUUUUCAAGUCGUUGCCAAGCUUCCAGAAAAAAAUGAGCAAUCAAUUGGGGGCUGGUGCAGGUCCAUGCUUCUUUACAGGAGUUCCUGGUUCUUUCUACGGCAGGCUUUUCCCUACCAAAACUCUGCAUUUUGUCCAUUCUUCUUAUAGCCUCCACUGGCUAUCUAAGGUUCCUGAGAUGGUGGAGAGCAACAAAGGGAACAUUUACAUGGCACAUACAAGCCCGCCAAGCGUACUAAGGGCUUAUCAUGCACAGUUUCAAGCAGAUUUCUCAAUGUUUCUGAAGUGUCGUGCAGAAGAGUUGGUGCUAGGUGGACGAAUGGUUUUAACAUUUUUGGGAAGAAGAAGUGAAGAUCCAUCAAGCAAAGAGUGUUGUUACAUAUGGGAACUUUUGGCUAUUGUACUCAAUGAAAUGGUCUCCAAGGGACUCAUAGAAGAAGAAAAAAUGGAUUCUUUCAACAUUCCUCAUUACACACCAUCUCCAUCAGAAGUGAAAUCCGAAGUUCUGAAAGAAGGAUCCUUCUUCAUUGAUUACCUAGAGGUAUCUGAAGUGAAUUGGAGCGUUAAUAAUACAAGCUGUGAAAUAAACUCAUCUGAUGAUCAGUUUUGUGAUGGCGGUUAUAAUGUUGCAAACUGUAUGAGAGCUGUGGCCGAACCCUUGCUUGUUAGUCACUUUGGAGAUGCAAUCAUUGAGGAGGUUUUCAAGAGGUAUAGGGAAAUUCUUUCCGAUCGGAUUUCUAAAGAGAACACUCGCUUUUUCAAUGUGAUUGUUUCCUUGAUAAAAAAGGAAUGAUCAUGAUCAAUAUAUAAACACUAGCUAGCUAGAAGUACUACUGCCAUAUUUAGUUUGAAAUAAAAGGUGGUUUCUUCAACUAAUCUAUCUAGGUAUGUACGCGCGGUACUUACAUAUCCAAGAAUAGUUUAUCUGUAGUUCAAGUUAAGUAUUGUAUGUUUCUUUUCUAAUUUCGGUGCAGAGGGUUCAUUAAUAUAUUAUCCAGUAGUACUUGUACUGCAUGCUUUGUUUUUAAAUGUGUGCUGAGUUAUGUGUAUGAAAGUUUCCCUUGGAAUU
Juglans microcarpa x Juglans regia is the source of this 1459-nucleotide messenger RNA. RefSeq names its product salicylate carboxymethyltransferase-like. Gene Ontology annotation, molecular function: S-adenosylmethionine-dependent methyltransferase activity. The record is from RefSeq and is a predicted model, not a curated record. Bases 77 to 1183 code for a protein of 368 amino acids. Lineage: Eukaryota; Viridiplantae; Streptophyta; Magnoliopsida; Fagales; Juglandaceae. The transcript has 5 exons. Gene Ontology annotation, biological process: methylation.